Messenger RNA from Acanthosepion pharaonis, 474 nucleotides. NCBI's taxonomy places the organism in Eukaryota, Metazoa, Mollusca, Cephalopoda, Sepiida, Sepiidae. The record is from the annotation of a GenBank genome assembly.
AUGUCAGAAAUUAUACGGCAACUCAUUAUUCUGGCGGCACCUGAUGUCCAGAGUUGCACAAAUGCUUUCAUCCUGGUUGUACCGUUAAAAACAUUUCUUUCUUUCUUUCUUUCUUUCUUUCUUUCUUUCUUUCUUUCUUUCUUUUGUCCUCAGGAGACGUUAAAUACUUCUUUCUUCCUCUCUUUCUUUUUAUCUCUUUCUUCCUCUCUUUCUUUUUAUCUCUUUCUUCCUCUCUUUCUUUCUUCCUCUCUUUCUUUCUUCCUCUCUUUCUUUCUUCCUCUCUUUCUUUCUUCCUCUCUUUCUUUCUUCCUCUCUUUCUUUCUUCCUCUCUUUCUUAUGUCUUCUUAUUCUAGGCAAUCAAAACGGAAUAGUCCAAUAUUUAUUAAGCAUUGGCAGCAGACGUUAAGUACUUCUUUCUUUCUUUCUUUCUUUCUUUCUUUCUUUCUUUCUUUCUUUCUGUCUUUCUUAUUCUAG